CAUCACCAACUCCGAGCUGGCUUGGUCUGUUAUUCAUGAAGUGAGAAAGAUCUCAGCCAUCCUCGUUUGACGACGCAAGGUCUCGCUCUGUCAGACCACUUGUUGUUACCAAAGAAAGACCUCCAUCCUUGUCAUUCUUUUCGACAGGAACUCGCGCUACGUGUGUUGGCUCAGCAGCGUUCUAUCGUUCGGUCAUCCGUCCGGCAAGACAAGGAAUAACCGAACUGUUCUCUUCUGAACAGAAGAAUAUCCGCCUUGGUGCCUCGCGCGCCUUAACCUCACAAGAACUGAAGACACCACUCAUUUCCUUCUUGUCAGAACAACGAUCUCCCAUCCCGCUGCGUCAAUCACGCACCUCGUCUUCUCGACUCGUGCACUUCACGGAUCGAUUUGUUCUCACCAUCCCUCCUCUCUUCGUGUCGAUUUAGUGAGCGACACAAAACAACAUCGAGAAUGAGCCGUAUGCAACUUCGUGAUGCUUCGAUGAGGCGCCGGCCUGGCCGCUACCGGGAAGACGACGGGCCGAUCACGGCCGACCGCCCCCUUUUUGUCCACCCAGACGUACCCUUCGACGACUCCCUGCCGCAGCACUGCGCCCAUCCUUCACUGCCCCUCGACCACCCCGGACCUGGACCGUCGGAGGUUGAGCGGGCUCGCCGCGAGGCUUUUGAGGCUAACGCGGCCCGUCGCGCGGCUUUACGGGCGGCUGAAAGGUCGGCAGCCCAGGCUCAGCACCAGAAUGGCCAUGGCCACA
This is a messenger RNA of Thermothielavioides terrestris NRRL 8126, 754 nucleotides long. RefSeq lists its product as uncharacterized. The annotation marks the transcript as partial. The transcript has a single exon. The record is from RefSeq and is a predicted model, not a curated record. Lineage: Eukaryota; Fungi; Ascomycota; Sordariomycetes; Sordariales; Chaetomiaceae.